This is a messenger RNA of Talaromyces amestolkiae, 1170 nucleotides long. RefSeq lists its product as uncharacterized. Lineage: Eukaryota; Fungi; Ascomycota; Eurotiomycetes; Eurotiales; Trichocomaceae. Bases 1 to 1170 code for a protein of 389 amino acids. The record is from RefSeq and is a predicted model, not a curated record. The transcript has a single exon. Gene Ontology annotation, molecular function: FAD binding.
AUGUCUCCCAAAAUUGCUAUCAUUGGCGGUGGUCCUGCCGGACUGACACUGGCAUCUAUCCUCAUUCGUAACGGUAUCACUCCCACUGUCUUUGAACACGAUGCAUCCCCCGAAGCUCGCACUCAAGGUGGCUCCCUCGACUUACAUCCCGGCACUGGACAGGCCGCAUUAGCAGCAUGCGGUCUAACCUCUCAAUUCGAGAAGUAUGCUCGUUAUGACGAUCAAGAUUUUACAGCUGUUGACAAGCAUGGCAAAGUAGCCAUCCAGUUGAGAGACCGGGAUGUCGGCCGUCCUGAAAUCGAUCGCGGUCAGAUCCGUCAAAUGCUGAUUGACUCAAUUCCAGAGGGUGUCAUCAAGUGGGACCACCACCUGGUCGCCGCCACUGAAGACUCCCUCCAAUUCAAAGAUCAUACAGAAUCAGGAUGGGACCUGAUCGUAGGAGCAGACGGAGCUUGGUCAAAGAUCAGACCACUAUGCUGCUACGUGCCUCCUUUUUACUCCGGCAUUUCCGCCUACACGAUGCACUUGACUGAUGCAAGCACCAAACACGCUGCCAUCUCAGAGAUUGUCGGUAAAGGAACCUAUUAUGCGAUUGGAGAGGAUGACGGCAUGGCCUUGGCUUAUCAACGCAACGACAAUGACUCUAUACUCGUUUACGCAUUUGGCCGGAGAUCGGAAAACUGUGUCAAAAACUCAGGCAUCGAUAUCAACGACCAAGACUCCAUUCGUGCCACUCUAAAAAAGGACUAUGCGCAAUGGGAGCCGAAACUAUGCGCAGUCUUUGAUGAAUGUGAUGGUGAUAUUGCAUAUAGCUCUUUGUACAUGCUUCCCGUGGGAUUGAGAUGGCCAUCACACAAAAAAGUGACUCUGAUCGGAGACGCAGCCCAUCUCAUGACCCCCUUUUCCGGUGAAGGAGUGAACUUAGCAAUGACGGAUGGCAUGGAUCUUGCAAAUGCAAUCAUUUCCAAUCCUGAUGAUAUUGCUGCCGCCAUCGCAGAGUUUCAACCGGCCAUGUGGGAGCGUGCAAAGAUCGCAGGCAAUGCUGCAUGGAGGAAUAGUAUGGAGAGGUUUGAGCCAGGUGCCUUGGACAGCUUGGUAAAAAGACUCCAGAGUACGCUCGAAAAGCAGGGUAACCUCCAAUUGUUGGAGUUGACGGAGCAAAAGAAAUAG